Boleophthalmus pectinirostris (great blue-spotted mudskipper) is the source of this 3460-nucleotide messenger RNA. Its product is annotated as transmembrane protein 132C. The transcript is spliced from 9 exons. The coding region runs from base 1 to 3159 and encodes 1052 amino acids. Lineage: Eukaryota; Metazoa; Chordata; Actinopteri; Gobiiformes; Gobiidae. The record is from RefSeq and is a predicted model, not a curated record.
AUGCUGGACGGCUUACUGCGGUAUACUUCCAUGCCCACGUAUCUUCCCGUCAACUACCAGCUCCUCAAUGCUGAGCAGGCAUUCUUCUUGAAGGAGGCCAACCAGGACUUCAUGAGAAACUCCAGUCUAAUGUCUCGUACUGAAUCUUUUUUCAUUCACCAGGCCAGACGUUUGCCUUUGGUCAAUGCCAGCUACGGUCCCCUCUCAGUGGUCCAACCCAUUCCCUUAGAACUACUGCAGACUCCUGGAACUUUUCCCACCUCCUCCCUUUUCACAUUCAACUGGAAGGUACAAACUUUCAUUAUGAAUACUAAAAUUCACCUUGCCAAGCCAAAAGUGCAGGUACUUUUUAAUAUCGUGGGGAGAAAUUGGGACGACUAUAGCACGAUAGACAACUUACCCUGUGUGCACAUGUUCGCAUUUCAUGAAACGCAGGAAGUCCGGGGCAGUUGCCAUCUCAAGGGGGGGACAGAGGGGUCAGGACUGUGUGUGGCUGAACUUGAGCCCCUUGCCAGUUGGUUUAGCCCCCCCAGUGUUGUGCCAGGACGCCAAAAAAACAUAGAGGUCUCUGAAGGCACCCCUGUGGAGCUCUACUACACGCUGCAGUCCCCGGAAGCUGGGGAAUGCCACUCCGAAGAAGCUAGGAAGGAGAGUUUUAUCCGCUCAAGCCAAGAAGGGAUGUUUGGAUCGUACACCUCGACACCCUUGAGAAGGAUUGGAGGGGUGAGGCUCUACCAGAACCCGGUGCCCCCGCCCCUCUCCGAGCGCAGGCUGGAUAAUAACUUUGUGGUCCUGGUGCCGGCUACACCCAUGAGACAGAAGGAGACCGUCUCUGCCUUUAUCAGUGUGGCUGCUUACUCGCCCGUGGAGAUGUUUACUCUCAGAGUCAAGCUCAAAGAAGGAGUGACAUUUCUGGGGGCUCGGCCCAGCAACCCCACACAGUGGAUGGUGAGCCAGGACGUGAGGACAGAGGGGCACCGUGUGGUGACUGUGCACUGCCGCAGGAAGGAGGUCACCUAUGACCAAAGUGCAGAAGCUAUGGGAGUUCAGAGGGUUCUCCAGGUGGAUCUGAAAAUGGAGAGUUUCCCGGAGCUGUUGGGCAGCCGCAGGAUGGCCUGGCAGGUGGAGUACCCGUCCAGCCGCAGCAGCACACAGGAGGUGGAGACUGAGAUCACACUGGCACAGGAGGAGCUGGCGGGCAUCGUGCCUUUAGCCAUGGAGUCGGAGAUCCUGAACACGGCCAUCCUCACAGGGAAAACUGUGUCUGUCCCUCUCAAAGUGGUGACAAUCGGAGUGGACGCCUCCUUCAGAGAUGUGUCUCAGAAUGUGUCAUGUGUGUCCACUGAUGAAGAUGUGGUCAAGGUGUCAGGCCGAUGUGACUAUGUCUAUGUGAGUGGGAAGGAGAUGAAGGGCAGAGUAAGGAUGAUGGUGAACUUCACCUAUGGAUAUUUGAGUGCUCAGCUGGAGCUCAGCGUGUGGAUCCCUCGGCUGCCCCUUCUGAUGGAGGUCUCCGACACAGAGCUGAGUCAGAUCAAAGGCUGGAGGGUGCCUAUUACAGCCAGCACUCAGAGAGCGGCCAGGGACAGUGAGGAUGAGGAGGAUGAAGACAAGCGUGGUCGCAGUUGUACCUUACAAUACCAACAUGCAUUGGUGAGGAUCCUUACGCACUUUGUGGCCGAGUCGGAGACGCGGGGACAGAGCAGCUACAUGCUGGGCAGUGACUGGCAAGUAGACAUCACGGAGCUUGUAUGGGACUUCCUCAAAGUGGAGGACGAGCACAUUGUACAGCUCAUUGACAGGAGGACUCUGGCGGGCAGAGGCCCCGGCAUGACCUCUAUACAGGUGCUGUCCCCACUGUCUGACUCGAUCCUGGCAGAGAAGACCAUAACAGUGGCAGAAGACAAAGUGAGCAUCACAGAGUUAGGGGUCCAGCUGGUGACUGGACUGUCCAUGAACCUCCAGCUCAGCACAGGGAGUAACCGAGCCAUACUGGCCACGACAGCUACACAGGAGGUGCUCACAAGUCUAAAGCAGGAGGCCCUGAUCAGUGCCUGGCUGCAGUUCAGUGAUGGCUCAGUUGCUCCCCUGGACCUUUACAACUCAGAGUUCUUCAUCCUCACUGCCACAUCUCUGGACGAGGAGGUGAUCACAGUGCACCAAGACCCCUCGUGGAAGUGGCCCAUUAUUGUUACUGAAUCUGAGGGUCAAGGACUGCUGGUCAGGGUGGAGAUGACAGUUUGUGAGAUGUGUCAAAAAUAUAAACGCCGCAGUGUUUUGGCAGCAGGCAACUGUAACAUCCGGGUGCAGUUUGGGCGUGAUGAUAGGAGCAGGGAUUACGACGAAAUGGAGGCUCGAGGAAGGCCUUCACAGGACCGGACUGGCACUGGCACGCUCUACUAUGGCAGCUCUAUUUCCGACAUGGAAGAUGGAGUGCUACGCAGAGCUACCACCACAAAAAGUGCAAUUAUGCGCCGACCCAAUGGGAAUAAGCUUUCGGAUGAUAGCAGUCAGGGGGACUUCACAGACUUCCCUGCUCAAGUGGACCUGCCCCGUGGACGCAACACAGAGGAUGAUCUUAUAACAGCGCGAGGACUUACAGACUUGGAGAUUGGGAUGUAUGCUCUUUUAGGGGUCUUCUGCCUUGCCAUUUUGGUGUUUCUCAUCAACUGCAUAUCAUAUACUCUGAAAUAUCGCCACAAGGAGCUUUCAAUUGAAGGACAAGAGACCAUGAACCAUUCUCACGACUGGGUGUGGCUUGGUAAUGACGCUGAACUUCUAGAAAGUCAGAUUAGUUUGUCCCCUCAGCAAGAAGAGCAGACUUCCAUGAUUGACUCAAGCAGUGGGCUUGAGGAAGGGAGCCACUUACUCAAUGGAGGUACAGCACAGAAAAACAUCCAGGGUCAAGUGCACCGAACAUGUGACACUGGGGGCAAGGACAGCAAAGGGGACUCUCCAACUACUAAAAGGAAGAGAGUGAAAUUUACUACAUUUACCACUAUUCCAUCAGAGAGUAGCUACCCCGCUGUGAGCACACUGACUAGCAGCCAUAGCCAAGACAUUAAGUGGGUGUGUCAAGACGUGGAGCUAGAGGGCGCCAAGGAGUUACGCAAUUACAUGGAGAGGCUAAAUGACAGUGCACUGAUGAAAGAUGUGGCGUGAUUUCGUUGAACACUUGUAAUAAGCUCACCCUUUUGCCUUUCAGGGGGAAGUUAGCAAAUUAUAGAUCAAACAAAAACUGCCAAAGCCACAUGGACAUUGAUGACAUGAAUCUAUGGACACUGGAAGGAUUUAUUUAUAUUUCCCUUUGUACCAUACAGGGUUAUAGUAGAGUAAUAACACUAGAACUAAUGCAAUUCAUAUAAAUGGACUGUCAAUGAGCAGAAGAUGGAUGUUUAAACAUUUUAAAGUGUACACAUUAAAAAUGAUUUGAAUUUUGUAAAAAAAAAAAAAAAAAAAAGGA